UUUUAUUCCCACAGCCAGGUGGUAUAAAUACCUUUCAUUUGUAGCACAUUCUAGCUAUUAAAUUUGAGGCUUUCAUUUUCCACGUAAUUUGUAGCUUAAUUUUUCCAGUAAAAAAAAAUCUGAAGAAAAACCAGUGUUUAAGGAUCAGCUCAUAACUUGGCAGUAGGAGAGGCUGAGGAAGAGUCCAUAGUAAUGACUUGAAAUUCCAAAAUAUUCGAAUAGCCAUUUGCUUUAACCAAAAAACCCCUGUUGCCCACCUGCUAACUACGGUGCAGAUAGUAAAGUACUUCGAAGCAGGAGACAGAAGGUGGCCGGGUGGGUAUUAAGCCCCUCUGAAUUUGGGGUGCCGGCUAGGGAAAGUCUCUGAUGGAAACUUCCCGGAGCCCACGCACGCGCUGUUUCCGUAGCUCUCAGAAUCAUCUUCUCCCCCUCUGCCCGGGGUUGUGGCCUCAGCCUGGCCCCCCAAGAGAUGGGAUCUCUGCCUAAAAGUUAUCAAGAAACGGAGCCUGCAGACAGCUGAAAAAUGCCCAAGCGUUUCCUGCACACUGACAGCCAGACCGAACACUCUUUUCCAUUUGCAGUUUUUUUAGUGUCAUUUUAAGUUGCAGCUUCCAGCCAAUCAGCAAGCUCCAUGCCUGCUGACAUCACGAAGCAGCCAGUUCCCUCCAGCUGCAGAGCUUCAGUUUGUCUUUUUUUUUUAACUAAAAUGGAGGCUGGUUUCUUGCCUUAAGGAGUACAUUGCCUUUCCCGCUGAAGUCUAGAUGUUGACAUGUAAUAAAGCGGGCAGCAGGAUGGUGGUGGAUGCGGCCAACUCCAAUGGGCCUUUCCAGCCCGUGGCCCUUCUCCAUAUUCGAGAUGCUCCUCCUGCUGAUCAAGAGAAGCUUUUUAUCCAGAAGUUACGUCAGUGUUGUGUCCUCUUUGACUUUGUUUCUGAUCCACUAAGUGACCUAAAGUGGAAGGAAGUAAAACGAGCUGCUCUAAGUGAAAUGGUAGAAUAUAUCACCCAUAACCGGAAUGUGAUCACAGAGCCUAUUUACCCAGAAGUAGUCCAUAUGUUUGCAGUUAAUAUGUUUCGAACAUUACCACCUUCCUCCAAUCCUACGGGAGCAGAAUUUGACCCAGAGGAAGACGAGCCAACGUUAGAAGCAGCCUGGCCUCAUCUACAGCUUGUUUAUGAAUUUUUCUUAAGGUUUUUAGAGUCUCCAGAUUUCCAACCUAAUAUAGCGAAGAAAUAUAUUGAUCAGAAGUUUGUAUUGCAGCUUUUAGAGCUCUUUGACAGUGAAGAUCCUCGGGAGAGAGAUUUCCUUAAAACUACCCUCCACAGAAUCUAUGGAAAAUUCCUAGGCUUAAGAGCGUACAUCAGAAAACAGAUAAAUAAUAUAUUUUAUAGGUUUAUUUAUGAAACAGAGCAUCACAAUGGCAUAGCAGAAUUACUGGAAAUAUUGGGGAGUAUAAUUAAUGGAUUUGCCUUACCACUGAAAGAAGAGCACAAGAUUUUCUUACUGAAGGUGUUACUACCUUUGCACAAAGUGAAGUCUCUGAGCGUCUACCAUCCACAGCUGGCAUACUGUGUCGUGCAGUUUUUAGAAAAGGACAGCACCCUCACUGAACCAGUGGUGAUGGCACUUCUCAAAUACUGGCCAAAGACUCACAGUCCAAAAGAAGUAAUGUUCUUAAAUGAACUAGAAGAAAUUCUAGAUGUAAUUGAACCGUCAGAAUUCGUGAAGAUCAUGGAGCCCCUCUUCCGGCAGUUGGCCAAGUGUGUCUCCAGCCCCCACUUCCAGGUAGCAGAGCGGGCCCUGUAUUACUGGAAUAAUGAGUACAUCAUGAGUCUGAUCAGCGACAAUGCGGCCAAGAUUCUGCCCAUCAUGUUUCCAUCUUUGUACCGAAACUCCAAGACCCACUGGAACAAGACAAUACAUGGCUUGAUCUACAAUGCGCUGAAACUCUUCAUGGAGAUGAACCAGAAGCUGUUUGAUGAUUGCACCCAACAGUUCAAAGCAGAGAAGCUGAAAGAGAAGCUAAAAAUGAAAGAACGAGAAGAAGCGUGGGUUAAAAUAGAAAAUCUAGCCAAAGCAAACCCCCAGUACACGGUGUGUAGUCCAGCGAGCGCCGUGAGCGUUCCGCUUGCAGUGGAGACAGAGGGGCCUUUGUUUGAAGAUGUGCAGAUGCUGAGAAAGACAGUGAAUGAAGAGGCCCGCCAGGUAAACGUUGGUCGGGAGAAAAGCCGUGUCAACCACGCAGAUAAGGAAGGUGUAGAAAGACAAAAGGCGCAGAAGGACGUGAAGAAGGACCGGACCCCCGCGCGCCGCCGGGCGGAGCCCCCGCAGGACCCCCACACCAGGAGCGCCUUGGAGGCCCGCUGCCGGGCCGACGAGCUGGGCCCCCAGGACGGGCGCUAGCCCCCCGCGGGCCGGCCGCCGGCCCCUCCCUGGACUCUGUAGGAAAUGCAUACUUUUGUGCCAUACCGAUCAGUUACACUCAAGUCAAAGCUCUCUUGUACCCCGUCUGUAGGCAAUAACGCCCCGGCCUCAGCUCGAGACCCGGAGUUCAAACAAUGGUGACUUCGCAGACCCCGCCGCUGCCCGGACCAGCCGAGGAACGCGCCCGGGCACCGUCCUCGCGUUCUCCCCAGGUGGACCCAUGCCCAUUUAAAUUUGAAACAGGUGGUUCUCUGAGAAUAUCAAUGUUUUCCAAAUCAAAGGAACACCUUAACCAAGUAUUACCUAUUUUUUAAGACUUUACAACCUUUGGAAUUGUUUCCAUGUGAUCGUUAUGCCAGCAGUUUCGGGGGGUGGGGGGGUUUGUUUGUUUGUUAGUUUAUCUCAUUGAAAUGGUUCUUUGCCGCCAUUGUUCUAACAGCUUUCUGGGAAUAGUGACACGACAAUCCUCAGCCACCGUUUCUCCCCAAGUUGUCUCUUUUCUUUGGCCCCAUGUCGCUUCCCUCGUGUGUAGCUAAAGCCAUAUUUCCCAGUCUGUGGUCCAGCCCCAGGGUUCCAGGAGAAAGCUCAAAGGAGAAAUUUAUUUUGAAAAGAGCUUCCUCUGUCUGCCUUGACUGGAAUUGGAAUUUUAAAGUGAUGUACGUGUGAAUUUUUUUGUUUGCCGAUUUUUUUUCUCUACUUUCACAUUGUUGCCCUUUAACAAGGCUCUUGUGUUAAUAAAAUCAUAGUCUCCAAGAAUUCCACAUUUUGUAGAAAGUUAGAACGAGAUCGUUUUGAGAUAGGCCAGUUCGCGGCCGGUGCAAUCAAUGCCUUUAGGCAUCGGUAACAGAACAGCCCUGUGUGCGCGCCGCCGGGCCCCUGGCCCAGAGCUGUCACGUGGUUCUGAGAGCCUAGAGGAAGCAACAGCGGGGGUGACCUCCAAUGAAUCCGUUUCUGGUGAAAAGAGCGCACGUUACAAACACCUCUUCAGGAAAGUACGGUGUCUGGGUUUUUGCCGGCCUUCGAAUGCUGCUAUGUGUUUCGGACUUCUUGCACGUACUGAGCUCUUUGUUUUCGAUGGAACAGCACGAGGAGGGAAGUCCUUAAACUUAGUGCUUUCUCUGGUCUUCAUUUCUCUCAGGGUGGCCAGUAUUUUGACUGAUUUGUCCUGCUGAGAGCUAUCUGAGAUGUGCACAGCUAUUCUAGACAAGCGAUUCUAGUUUCUCUUGUCUCAGGCAGAAGAUUAGAUAACUUGAUGUUAAAUGUCUUGAUGCAUAAAAGUUACAACGUGGCUUCUUUUAGGAUCUGAUUUUCAGUCGAGGUCUUGGGCAUCCAUCCGUCAGAACGCUGUGAAAAGCAGACGUCACUCCGAUGGGGCGCUGGGCACCCGCUGCCCGCGGGCUUCACGGAGACCCGCUGACAGUGUGUGCUUCCUGCGUCCCGGUGGGGAGGGGGUUUCUUGGGUUAGAGCAAGUUCUAAAUUGAAAGGCUGCCCCCACGGAAAGUGGAAAGGCCUAUUUUGCGAGAAGAAACGCUUCCUGAGAAACUUGACAAGUAUCCAUUUUACCAUUAUGAAAUUUAUAAUUUAAACAAGUUUAGAUGCCUUCUCCUUCUGAGGGAAAAAGGGUGCUUUUUAUUGUAUAAAGCAGUGUCUUAUGUAUUUUGAUAUACCAUUGUUUGAACUUCCAUCUUUAGCUGAUAGAUUCUCAAAUAUCCUUGAUUUUUUGGAUGUUCAGUAUGUUUGUGAGAGAUUUCUGGGAAGGCUCUCUUUCGCCCUAGGGAAAAAGCAAAAUACCAGUGUUCGGGUGAUUGUGUAAAGCUCAAUGUAUAAGAACAUCUUUUUUGUCUAGGUUUUAUUUCUGCUCUUUAUUGAAGACAAACAUUCACCAAAAAGGGGAAAAAAAAAACUUUUGAGAGAAACUAAUUUUCUUUGACAUGAGUAUUAUUUAAUAUUUUGGCCUAUUAAAGUUUUCCUAGUUAGUACUCAGAUUCCCUGUGCUAAUCGUUCACUUAUAUAUUAUUAUAUAGAUACACUGCUUAUUCUGUACCAAACCGAUUUCAAAAGUACUACAUUAAAAAUAAACUGGUGACUGUUUUUCUUCAUAAAGUUCUGAGUUUGGCAUCUUCACUCUUUCCAAAACGUAACUGUGCAUCAGAAAUGUCACUAUUCUGAGUGUCUUUUUAGUGUGGCUUUAGUAUGGCUUCCUUUUAAUAUUGUACAUACAUUGUAUCUUUGUUUUAUGGUAAUAAGUAAUAAAAAUGUAGACUUCAUAUUUUGUACAAAAUGUCCUAUGUACAGAAUUAAAAAAGUUCAUAGAAACAUCAAGAAUA
Manis pentadactyla (Chinese pangolin) is the source of this 4751-nucleotide messenger RNA. It is a transcript of the gene PPP2R5C, whose product is annotated as protein phosphatase 2 regulatory subunit B'gamma. The record is from RefSeq and is a predicted model, not a curated record. Lineage: Eukaryota; Metazoa; Chordata; Mammalia; Pholidota; Manidae. Gene Ontology annotation, cellular component: nucleus; protein phosphatase type 2A complex; cytosol. Gene Ontology annotation, molecular function: protein phosphatase activator activity. The coding region runs from base 762 to 2402 and encodes 546 amino acids. Gene Ontology annotation, biological process: protein dephosphorylation; signal transduction. The transcript has 15 exons.